UAUUUGAAAAUAUAUACACAUAAUUUCUUCUGAAAUGCGGGGAAAAAGCCUUCGUUUUUGCUUCAACACAACACACAGCUCGAGUGUUGAGAAUCUUUAUUGGCAAUGGUAGAUCAGAGAGAUUCAUACUAGAAUAGUAGACACUGCCUCAACUCAAAUCUCUCUCUCUCUCUGAUUUAGUCUUCAAUGUCUCUCCUAAACCAACUCUUCAACAGAGGUGUAUUUGGUGCAAAAUGCAAAACAUGUUUGAAUUUGGCGAUUGCACGGAUCAAAUUGUUGCAAAACAAGAGAGAUUCACAGACCAAACUUAUGCGCAAAGAGAUAGCUCAAUUUUUGCAGACUGGCCAAGAAGCUAUAGCUCGAAUUCGGGUUGAGCAUGUCAUAAGAGAACAAAAUAUAUGGGCUGCCUAUGAGAUUUUAGAGCUCUUCUGUGAAUUUAUUCUUGCACGUGUUCCCAUCAUUGAUAGCCAGAGGGAGUGCCCAACAGAGCUGCAAGAAGCUAUAUCAAGUAUAAUAUUUGCUGCUCCUCGAUGUUCAGAUGUCCCUGAUUUGUUGCUUAUCAAGAAUUUGUUUAGUACUAAGUAUGGAAAGGCAUUUGUCUCAUCUGUGUCUGAGCUUCGUCCUGAUUCCGGCGUAAACCGUACUAUAAUCGAAAAGCUUUCAGUUAGUGCUCCAUCACCAGAGGUGAAACUCAAAGUGUUGAAGGAGAUUGCACGAGAGUACAAUCUGGAAUGGGAUUCUUCUAAUGCCGAAGCCGAACUUAGUAAAAGACACGAAGAUUUGCUGGGUGGAUCAAAACCAAUAACUGGUGGAGCUGGACAUUUUCAGCCUCCCGCAUAUCAGGGCACGUUUAACUCAUCAAACUCCCAAAGGGAAAUCCCAACUUUGCCUAACCAUAUAAUAAAAGAAUCUCAGCAGCCUCAACUUCCAAAUCCUCCGAGUAGGAUGCCUUCAUCAGGUACUAAUGAAAUUCAAGCUUCAACUAAAUAUGAUAAUGCAGCAGCAGUUAGAAAUGUCAAAAUGGAGACAGGACUACAUACAUCCUCCGAUAUCUUGGAAAGAGCUAGAGCUGCGCUUGCCUCUGCAGAACGGGCAACUGCUUCUGCCCGAGCAGCUGCAGAGCUGGCUAAUGUUAAAUUUAGAUAAUCUUAGUAAAUGCUUUGAAGAACAGGUCGAGAAAGUACCAAGCUCUCGCUAUCCAUUGAUUUCAGUUGGAAAAACUCUCCUGAUGGGUCUUAAGGUAUUACUUCUCAUUAUUAGAGAAACUGCAAUAGCUUACUUUGUGUAUACCAUUAAUGUUUUGUAUGUUGAUUAUACAUUAUAACAUUAUAUCUUAUUUUCAAAUAACAAGGUUUGAUUUAUAU
Messenger RNA from Cannabis sativa, 1364 nucleotides. RefSeq lists its product as uncharacterized. The transcript is spliced from 6 exons. NCBI's taxonomy places the organism in Eukaryota, Viridiplantae, Streptophyta, Magnoliopsida, Rosales, Cannabaceae. Gene Ontology annotation, biological process: protein transport. The coding region runs from base 187 to 1146 and encodes 319 amino acids. The record is from RefSeq and is a predicted model, not a curated record.